Messenger RNA from Cladocopium goreaui, 2787 nucleotides. The record is from the annotation of a GenBank genome assembly. Lineage: Eukaryota; Dinophyceae; Suessiales; Symbiodiniaceae.
AUGACGCAAGGGCUCUUUUGGGAAAUUGUGGGCGGGGCUGACAAAGGCGGUAUCUUGGUGCGAGCAGGCAAAGAACUGAAGUCCGAGGAAAAAUCGGGGAGGCUGUCGCAUGGAGCACUGGUUAGGGAGAUUGAAUUCUUGGAGAAUGGGCGACUUCACUAUGAAAUAGUGAAGGGCACGGGCCCGGAGAGUGGUUGGGUCAGCAUCCAGAUCUCCGGGAAAGAGUUGGCGCGUCGCACCGCGGCGCCCUUGGAGGAUGACUUGGAGGAUGAGGCGCCCGAGGGAACGUCGGAGUUGCAGUGGCAGAUCCAGAAACGCUGCAACAAGGAGAUGAAGAGACCGGUACCGGAGUGGAAACAGAUUUCCAUCGAACAGGUGAUGAAGAACCACGAAAAGUUGGCGCCUGGGAUGUUCUACGGCCUGAACUUUCCCUGGACCGAAGAGAUGCUCCUGAGCUCCAAAUUUGGCGCUGAGUGGCUGACACAAGCCAUGCACGUGGCCGGCACCUUGUCUCAGGACAACAAAAUUCUGAAGGUCAGUGCAGAUCCCUUCAAGAUCACCACAGGAAACAAUGGAGGCAAAUUCCUCUUCGAGGUGGAGUAUCUUCAUUCUUCUCCGGAUCUUCAUACUCGUCUGUUCGCGAAGAUUCCGCAUUCCAUGGAAGCUGCCACGCAAUCGGACCGCCUUAGCACCUCUGUGAACAAACAGCCCAUGGAGUUUUAUGAGCUGAACUCCUCUCGGCUUUUGGAAGCCACCUUGCCAGUGAAGAUUCCCAGGUAUUAUUUUGGCGACAUCAGCAAUGAGACGUCCAACUUCAUCCUGAUCACAGAGAGCAUCAAUUUCAAAGAUCCACAGCGGUUGGACUUUGAGGGCAAGACACGAGGAGCUCCCAAGGAGCGCUUGCAGCCUUUUGAGAUCGAAGGUCCCUAUGACAAAUGUAUGGAUUGGUGCCUCCGUGGAGAGCCCAAGGAGUACUACAUGGCCUUGGUUCGUUGCGGAGCCAAGAUGGCCGGCCUGGGGAAAGCAGGCGCCUUCGGAGAUACCACACAUCUGAGGAAAUACUUUGAGGACUUCAGCUCUGUACCAAAGGAAGCUUAUGGCAUAAAGGCGGAGUGCAGCGGCCAACCACCCAAUCAGCUGAAGACCAAGAUUGACACCGCACUGAGUUUUAUGGCUGACACAGGGAAGGUCCUCUUCCCAUCCUUUUGUGGCACCGAAGUCUUUCAGCAAAAGCUCAGGACAACUCUGAUGAAGUUGAAUGCUUACAUGGCUGAGAUGAACUACUGGUGCCAUUCAGAUCCUGACUAUAUCGUGUUCACCCACAACAACCUCAACGUUGACAAUGGCUACUUCUGGCGCAACGCCGAAGGAGAGCUAGAGCUGGGAGUGUUCGAUUGGGGCUCUAUGGGUUCAAAAUCUUUGGGCUUCAAGAUGUGGUGGUGGAUGUACUGUCAAGACUUCGAGGGGAUGUCCGAAAACAUGGACGCCUACCUGGACUGCGCAGUGAGCACAAUGAAGGAUUUUGGAGGACCCAGCUUGGACAAAGAGGUCUUGCGGAUGCAGUUCACCCUCACUGCCCUGCAGCAGAUGUUUGGACUCAUCGCGGCAGUUGGUCAGAUCUACAAGAUGUGCCCCAAGAAGGAAUGGCCCAGCAUCAAGGAUCGCUACGACCCGAGGGUGGGAGAAAACAUCCACGGCAAGAGCACCUUGAGGCUCUAUCUCCAAGUGAUGAGGACGAUCUGCUUGAUCUUGGAAGAGUGGAAGGCCGACCAAAUCGUUGACGACUUUGAGGAGAAAGUCACGAGCUUGCUUGGGGUGGGCAAAAAAGGAGACGUCUGCACGCCACUCUUCCGAAUCCAGAUCAUCUUCGGCCAGCAAAAAGUGCUAUUGGGCCUGAUCCAUACCUCGGCUAUGACUUGGGGUGACCAGUUGGCGAUGAAGUCUUCUCAGACCCCCGAGAAGAAGCCAAUGCGCUCCGUCACCGAGUGGGUUAUUGGAACUGGUGAUAACGAACAAAUCGUCAGCGAUGAAAAAGGGUCCAGGCAACAAACUGCUGCCAAGAACUUCUUCAGAAAGAAUGAGCUCAUUGUGGCUGAGCCGUGGUUCACGGCAGCAGUUGCGCCGUGCUGUGCUGGCGGGGGCAUCAUGGAUUUGGUGGAAUGGAGGACCGUGGUGUCCCGGGAUUGGACGCGUCUCAAGGACGCUCCAAACAAGGUGAAGGGCGACCGCGCCGCGGCGCUGGCGGCGGUGCGACAGUCACCAGAGGCCUUAAGAUACUUGGAGCCACAUUUGCGGCUGGACCGGCAGAUCGUGCUGGCAGCGAUUGCGACGCCGCGGCAGGAGCUUACUUCGCCCGAGGAAGAGUGUGCUGUGGAAGUAGCUGCUUUCAGAGCAAUGGAGGACGUGGCGUCGCUGGGUUCUAUGGCUUUAGAGCUGGGCUAUUCAACCUUCAGGUUCACUCAAGUUCUUUGUAAUGAGCUCAUGCCAUCUCCUAGCGACGUCGCCUCAUUGCCGACACAGGGCUCGCCAACUGAUCCCUUGGGAACUGCGGGCACUGAGGGCCUGGUCUGGCGACGCCGUACAUUGAGCUGCACACGCUCCUGUCAUCAAGGACCACUGCACCGCCCUCGAUCUUCGCAGGCUGCAAUCCCAGCUGCCUCGCAUGAACCAGGACAUUGGACUCGGAGCAUCAGUGCCUCGGUGAUCAUGGAUGGCCGAGUUGUGCCCAAAUGGUGCUCCCAGAAAAUCGCAGCGAGGAGCUAUGGAAGGCCGUUCGUCCCGAAGUGA